This is a messenger RNA of Amblyraja radiata (thorny skate), 915 nucleotides long. RefSeq names its product interleukin 12a (gene il12a). The coding region runs from base 83 to 700 and encodes 205 amino acids. NCBI's taxonomy places the organism in Eukaryota, Metazoa, Chordata, Chondrichthyes, Rajiformes, Rajidae. Gene Ontology annotation, molecular function: interleukin-12 receptor binding; growth factor activity. The transcript has 6 exons. The record is from RefSeq and is a predicted model, not a curated record. Gene Ontology annotation, biological process: immune response. Gene Ontology annotation, cellular component: extracellular region.
UGAGUGGCAUCCUUAGCCUCAGUCACACAGUGCCGUUGAACUUCCAAGUUGUAUCAACUUCUCUCGUUCGCUGAACAUCGCGAUGAGCCGACCAGUCGCCGCCGGUUUGGCUCCCAAGCAAUGGAAAGUUGCAAUCCUGGCCAUCCUUCAUCUCUUCUGCUUCUCCGUCGGGAGUCCGAUUGAACGACAGCAUAGCAUAGAUGUGGGGAAAUGCCUGACUAUCUCUAGACACCUACUUGAAGAGGUGAAGGAGUGUCUGGUCCAUCCGGACGUGACUGAUGGGUUUAACUGCAGCGACACUGACAUAAUGUUGGAAGAUAUCACGGCGAAUAAGACCAACACCGUCCUGGCUUGUUCCCCGGAGCAGGAAUUGGUCAGGAUCAAAGAAAGCCCGCAGAACUGCCUCCGCUCCAGCCAGUGCUACCAAAAUAUUACCGCGGAUCUGCAGAUUUACGAGGGUAAACUACAGAACUUCACGCAAGUCACCAAUAACGUGCGCAAGGGCAUAGCCAGUCUCCUAAAGGCCCUGAAUUCUGAUCUGACCCAUGAAGAUGUUUAUACUGAGGGUGGUUCAACAGAUGAAGAGAGAGUCAUCAACUUUCCCCAGAGGAUGGCUUUGUGCAAAAUACUCCAGUCCUUCAAAUUACGUACCAUCACAAUCAACAGAGUGAUGAGCUAUCUUAGCCAAGCUGAAAAGUAGCUGUGAAAAGUAUACGUUCUGGCCAACUGUGUUUCCUCAACUUUUUAUUUGCACUAUUUAUAUCAAAUAUUUGCCUUGACACUCCCAUUGGAACAAUUAAUUUAUUUAAAUAUUUAUUUAUUAUUUAUCUGUUUAUGUGGGAUAACUGUUAUAUUAUAUUGGCGACCACUGGGUCUGCUAACAUGUAAAGAUGAUUCAUAUUUAAGAAACUAUUU